This is a messenger RNA of Lycium ferocissimum, 948 nucleotides long. Its product is annotated as thioredoxin X, chloroplastic. Lineage: Eukaryota; Viridiplantae; Streptophyta; Magnoliopsida; Solanales; Solanaceae. The record is from RefSeq and is a predicted model, not a curated record. Bases 146 to 685 code for a protein of 179 amino acids. Gene Ontology annotation, cellular component: cytoplasm. The transcript has 2 exons. Gene Ontology annotation, molecular function: oxidoreductase activity, acting on a sulfur group of donors, disulfide as acceptor; protein-disulfide reductase activity.
ACUUUGAGGACAUAAUAGCCACUCAAAUCCAAGCUGUUCUAUCUCCACUGUAGACUACUCCCCUGUUCUUUAUUAUCUAAUAGAACCCUGCCACGUAUUGUGUCUAACCACCAUAACUGAAGUAAUUUUCUCGAAGCAUUCAUCAAUGGCGAUAAUGGCUUCCACCACUUCAACUUCAAGGCUUCCUAAUCCUUUACCAUUAGCUACAACACACUCCCUCAAUACAACAACUUGUUCCUUCACUUCUUCUUUUCGUUCUACUUCUUUGGGUUUCAAGAAACUGAGUUUUUCUACUAGAAAUCCAGGUUUUCGAAGUUGUUCGACGUUUAAGAUAAGGUGUGGUGGCAUAGCAGAGAUUAAGGAGGAACAGUUCUCGGAGGUUGUCUUGAAAUCUGAUCGUCCUGUACUUGUGGAGUUUGUUGCAACAUGGUGUGGACCUUGUCGUUUGAUUAGUCCUGCUAUGGAAUCCCUUGCUGAGGAGUAUAAAGAAAAGAUCGCUGUUGUUAAGAUAGAUCAUGACUCGAGUCCCAAGCUCAUAGAAGAGUACAAAGUUUAUGGAUUGCCAACUUUGAUUCUCUUUAAAGAUGGAAAGGAAGUUCCAGACAGCAAAAGGGAAGGUGCGAUAACAAAAGUUAAACUCAAGGAAUAUCUUGAAGGGCUUCUAAAGACAGUUUCUAUCACGUAAUAUAUGGGAAAAUGUUCAGCGGUUCUGGUAUCUUCAUCAGUUUAUAACGUGAGACAUUUCUUGUCUUGUCAAUAUUCGUUAUCUUGAUAUUGCCUAUAAUUUGACAUACUUCCUUGAUUAGCCGAGAAUAGUGGGGAUGCAUUGCAUAUUUUAGCAGUCUGGGGGCGAGAACCUGUUUGGAUUUGUAUAUUUGAGUUGUCUAUAAGAUAAAAAUAAUUGCAUAUUUUCAGAGUUAUAAAAAUAAUUGCAUAUUUUCAGAGUUA